UUAGAUUAAAAGCCGGAUUAGUCAGAGGCAUCUGUAUCAUGACAAACAAAAUUCAACAAGCUAUAGCUUUGAUAAAAAUAACAAUAACAAGAUGGUUCGAAAAACACUUUAAAGCUUGGAAUCUUUCGUUUUUAUUUAUGUCGCGGCCAUGACAUUAUUAUUCUCUUUUGACAAAUUAUAUCAUGUAUUAUAAUAUCGUAAGAAAAGCUAUCGGUUCGAGGUUUGACGGUUGCCUAGGUACCGCAAGCGAACAAAUGUGUUUGACGUAAACAAAACUGGUUUGUCACGCACGUUCCCGACGUUGUUUGACAGCGAAUUUUCAUACGAACCGGGAAAGAUGACGUCGCUCGAUUUGAGACAGCAGAAGCUGGAGCAGCAGAGGCAACUAAUUGCACAGAAGAUGAAGCAAAAGAGACAAACUGGUGCCAGUGGAAUGGUACAGGCAUCUAAUGUGUCCAGCGCACAGCUUACAAGCCAUUCUACUAGAUGGAUGAAUCCAAACAAGGAACUUCAUGCUUAUGAUGGUCCACUUCAGUAUACUAUGACACAAACAAGUACAGACAUAGGACCUUAUGCAGAACGUAAAAAUAGUGAAGGGACAAUUAAUGCAAUAGCUAAUGAGAGAAGUUUAUACGAAAGUUCGCAAAGUGCUGAUUGCGCUGAUGAGGAAUCAUCACCUGUAGAUUUACAUUCGCCUUCAGAAACUCUGCCAUGUUCUUCACCACUUCGAGUAGCACCAUCAGAGGGAUCCAAUACUCUCAUUAGUAGAGACAAUAAUUCUUCGAGUCCAGAGUUAGAAGGAAAUGUGGAGGGAAACAUUGAGCAAUUCGUAUUACAACCGGCGAAUAAGAAAAUGCAUUACAAGUGUCGAAUAACGCGCGACAGGAAAGGAAUGGACCGCGGCCUUUACCCAACUUACUUUUUGCACUUGGAGCGUGACUACGGGAAGAAGAUCUUCUUAUUGGCCGGUCGGAAACGAAAAAAAAGUGCAACGAGCAAUUAUUUAAUAUCGACCGAUCCAACGGAUCUCUCGAGAGGCGGAGAGUCCUACGUCGGUAAGCUACGAUCGAAUCUACUGGGGACGCAAUUCACGGUGUUCGAUAACGGCUACUCGUUGAUGAAGGACGACAAGCGCGACGAACGUUUCAGUCCGCGACAGGAAUUGGCUGCGGUGGUAUACGACACGAACGUUCUAGGUUUUAAAGGACCGCGCAAGAUGACCGUCAUUAUACCGGGUAUGACACCCGACCAGAAGCGAGUGGAGAUAUGUCCGCGGGAAGAAUCGGACACCUUAAUUGAACGUUGGAAAUUGAAACAUAUGGACAAUUUGAUAGAGUUACACAAUAAAACUCCCGUAUGGAAUGACGACACGCAAUCUUAUGUAUUGAAUUUCCACGGGCGAGUGACUCAGGCAUCUGUAAAAAAUUUCCAAGUCGUCCACGACAGCGACGUGGAUUACGUUGUGAUGCAGUUCGGACGUGUCGCAGAGGACGUUUUCACGAUGGACUACAGAUUUCCUCUUUGUACGGUCCAGGCGUUUGCCAUCGCUCUAAGUAGUUUCGACAGUAAAUUGGCGUGCGAAUAACGACGCAGCUCGACGUAUACAGUCGCACGUGAACUGUCAGUUCUAAGUAUAUACUACUGUCCUAAGAGUUACUAUACCAUUCUAAAUCGAUAGCUUUGUAAUGGACAAUCAUUAGAUAUUACGGUACGUGUGAAUGAUAUUACAGUGUGUACCGAACUGUUUUAUAAGAACUCUACUACAAGUCGUGACGCGAGAAUCACUCUGAAUGUGUGUUCACUUUUUCGUAUUUCGUGUAACGAAUCUAUUUCUAUUCUCGAAAUGUAUAAUGGCGACUUCGACGUUAUUCAUGAUACAUCGAUAUGAAACUGUUGAAUAUGCACGAGAAUGUUGGUAUAUUUUUUUUUAGUAUCGCACAUUAUGUUCUGAUCAUUUUUCAUAAUUUAAAAUUGAUUAUCGAUGGAUUUAUAUAUAAUUUUAAAAAUAAUUUAUUAUGCGCGCGCCUCAUUUCGUGGUCAAUGAAACUGAAUUUUUUGGCCGAUAAUUCGGAAACUGCAGUGCGGUUUGACAUUUUUAUAGAACAUUCGACAUAUCCUCAUGAAUGAUAAUUGACAUGUAAAGUGUUUGUAAAUGAUAAGUCAUAAGUAUGAUAUGAUUUUACAGUGCCUUCGCAUAAUAUUUACUGCACGUUAAAAGAAAUCAUAUCUAUGAAUCUUUUUGUUAUUGGUUAAAAAUAAUGAAGCUAUUUACCAGUAUAAAAACAGCACCUAAUAUAAAUUUCACGAAGAGAAACGUCAUCGUUAAAUGAUUGAAAACGAAAACGGUAUAGAAAAUGUAAUAAAAUGACACAUUUAUAAGCAUUAAUAUUUAAUAUUUAAAAUCGAAUUAAUAUCUAAUACUUGAAAUUGCAAAAUUAAUUGAUGUAAAAGAUUUACAAUACUCCUUACACGAGAUAUAUCUCAUGAUUAUAUUUUUAAUUUAUACAAUACUCUCUUGAUGUGUAAUAAUCAGUUAAUAUUUCCACUGAUAUCAAGAGUAUAUUUACAUCACCGACUUCUUAUCACUAUAAUAACGUGGAGAUGUGCAAUUUUUCACAAUUACUAGAACACUUAAUCAAUAUUUAAACAUAUGAGCACAGCACAGCAUUAGUCAGAAUAUACAUCUUCAUCGUAUUCUCUCUGAUGACAAAUCCAUUCAGUAUUAUACUACAAGAAUUGACAUUUUUUACCAACAGUGAAAGUAACACUGAUCAGUAUUAUGAAAAUGAUACUGACAUCAUCUUAGUGUAUAAAUUAUUUAAUAUUUCAGAUUAUUUCGUAUACAGUAAUAUAUAUUCAUAUUAUGCACUCAUACAUUCAUAUAUAUUCAUGUAUUAAGUAUUUAUAUUGUACAGGGUGUUUUCUAUUUCAACAGAUUUCAAAAGUGUAUACUUGAAACAAAAAAGAAACAUUCAUGAACAAGAAGAGAAGAACAUCCUGUAUAUAUAACAUAUAUUAAUAUUAUUUAUGUAAUGUAAUAAUCAACGGUUGCUCUCUUACAUUAUGUUGUAAAUUUAACGUGACAUUUCAAAACUAAUUUAAGACGGCGUCCAAAGCUAAUUAAAAACGAUUGCAUAUUAUUAUUAUAUUAUUACGUACACACCACACACACACACACACACAUAUAUAUGUGUGUGUGUGUGUGUGUAUAUGUGUAUGUACGUGUACUAGUUAAAUAUUGGUAUAUAAGAAAACGACCAAAGUAUUUUUACUGAAUUUUUCACACGAUCUUUUGUAAGCACAAAACAUGAUGGUUGUUUAAAUAUAUUGUCAGAUGGUUAGACAACAUCCGACAUAGAGCUAUUGUUUAAUCAUCUGAAUACUGAUUACAACGGUAGCUUUUAAUAUGCAACAACAUGUUUGGCGAAUUGUCACAACAUAAUUGUCGCAAUACUACUUUAAGUAGAUAUUUGUAUCAUAUCAACGAACGCUAAUUUCCUAAUUUGUAUCUGCAAUUUCACUGUAUUCGCGUUUGUUGUACGUUGUUUAUAUUACGAAUCUUUUCACAUUUCACAUUCCGUAAUUAUUAUAGACAUAUGCAAUUUUUGUACCAUCAUCUAUGUGUAUGAGUUCCAUUGGUUUGUUUCAACGAAAUGUGUAUUCAACAUUGUUAAAUUCUGUGCAUAUUAUUUGUAUAUUCUAUACGCUACCAUUACUAAAACUCAUUGAUUUGUAUCUCCAUUUGCGUAAUUAAUCACCAAAUAUUUAUCGGAGGGCAAAGGCAUUUUGCAUAUUAGACACACAACACGAUUAUAUGUUUAUCUACCCGUAAUUGAAGAGUAUAUCUAGUCUUUCAUUGUGUAUUAAUGUUAUAUUUGGUACGUUAUGUAACAUAAUAAGUUGUUCAUUGUCUUCACACACAGUAACGUAUAGAAGAUGAGAGAAAAUUACAAUAAAGUCCACAUGCUUCUCUGAGAGCGGUGCAUCAGUUUAUCUUUCACUCGCCCAGUUUUUGCAAUUAAAAAAUGCUGUUGCUGAAGAGAAAAAUAUAUGUAAAGAAAUUUUAAUAUAUGUAAAGAAUCAUUAUAACUGUGUAUCUCUAUCACAGGUAUUAUUCAAUUAAAUAUGGAAGAACAUUUUUUUUCUUUUCCUUUAAAUUAUCGCCUAUUGAAAACGAAUGCAUUGCAUACAAUUCUAAUAGUAUAGAUAAGACACAUGGAGAAAGAGAGAGAGAGAGAGAGAGAAAGAUAUGUAAUAUAACAUAUUAUUUAUUAUUACAAGAUUUAUAAAAGAAGGUAACAUUAAAUAUUCCCAGCGUUAUUUGGGCAGUAAAACUCGUUAGAUUAGUGAGCGCGUUUUCUUAAUUUCUUGUAUUUUUUCAUAUAUAAAAAACGUUGUAUCUUGAUUAAUACAAUAAAGGCACUUAAGGUCUAGCACUCUUAUAUUGACAUAAAUAAGAUUUACGAUACGACAAUCACUUUUCGCUUUAUUAUUUACAAUGAGCAUACAGUAGUUUUAAAUCUGGUUCACGAUUAAAAUCAAUAACUUGAGUAGGUUUGCGUCACACGCUGCCCGCUAGAAUAAACGUCAACAACAUAAGAAUGCAACUAAAUAUCCUUGCACUUAAAUUGUAGGAUAGCAAUCGUUCGUGAUAUAGAAUCUUAUGAUAUAUUUCUCAUAAUAGAAAAAUGUUAGUUCUUUUUUUAUAUUAAUAUAAUUUUCGCUACAGUAUAGGGUGAUAAAUUGUAAUUGACAAUUGUUUUAGAAUAUUUAAGUUAACUUAGAAGUUUGCUCAGCGUUUUCUCUCGGUGUGAACAAAAAAAAAAGAGUAUGCAAAUAUUGUUAUCCGUUUAUGUA
Odontomachus brunneus is the source of this 4857-nucleotide messenger RNA. It is a transcript of the gene ktub, whose product is annotated as protein king tubby. Gene Ontology annotation, biological process: protein localization to cilium. Gene Ontology annotation, cellular component: cilium. Bases 338 to 1585 code for a protein of 415 amino acids. Lineage: Eukaryota; Metazoa; Arthropoda; Insecta; Hymenoptera; Formicidae. The record is from RefSeq and is a predicted model, not a curated record. The transcript is spliced from 9 exons.